This is a messenger RNA of Capsella rubella, 1484 nucleotides long. RefSeq lists its product as uncharacterized. The coding region runs from base 7 to 1383 and encodes 458 amino acids. Gene Ontology annotation, molecular function: protein binding. The transcript is spliced from 2 exons. NCBI's taxonomy places the organism in Eukaryota, Viridiplantae, Streptophyta, Magnoliopsida, Brassicales, Brassicaceae. The record is from RefSeq and is a predicted model, not a curated record.
ACACCAAUGGCUCCAAAUUAUAAUAUGCUUUCCUUUUUCUUGAUUCUGUCUCUUUACAUUACUUCAAUGCUAGCCACCGGAAACAACCACAUCACCGACAGAAAAGCUCUUGAAAUCAUCAUUGGCGGCUCCAACGACAACUCUCCGGCGCCAUCUCCAGAGCCAGAAGACUGUCCCCCGCCGUCUCCACCUUCUCAAACACCAUCACCGCCGCCACCAGAGGCACUUCCUCCUCCACCGCCACCGCCGCUAAAAUUCUCGAGCCCACUAAUAAAGAAAGUGUAUCCAGUCAUCAAGAAUUUCCAGAUGCUAAUCGAAGACGAUCCAAAGAAGAUACUCAAAACAUGGGUAGGCACCGACAUUUGCGCCAAGGACAAAUACAUAGGACUUGAGUGCGCCAAGUUCCCGGGAACAAACCACCUCGCACUUGCGAGUAUUCAGUUCAACAAUUUUAACUUGGGUGGCAAGAAACUCCGGCUAGAUAACUUCCUCAAUAAGUUAGAUGAAGUCACCAUCUUCCACGCAAACAGUAACAAUUUCGUGGGAUCUGUUCCCAAAGUCAGCAACCUCAAGUACCUUUUCGAGCUUGAUCUCAGCAACAAUAAGCUCUCUGGAGAGUUCCCGAGCUCUGUGUUAAAAGCAACGAACCUUACGUUUCUUGAUCUCAGAUUCAAUUCUUUCUCCGGUUCUGUGCCUCCUCAGGUGUUUAAUCUCGAUCUCGACGUUUUGUUCAUCAACGACAACAAUCUUGUUCAGAGUCUCCCUGAGAAUCUCGGAUCCAUCACCGCUCUUUACCUCACAUUCGCUAACAACAGAUUCACGGGUCCUAUUCCGGGAAGCAUUGGUGACAUCAAGUCCUUACAAGAAGUCCUUUUCUUGAAUAACAAGUUAACCGGUUGCUUACCAUACCAAAUUGGGAACCUUAACCGAGCUACGGUUUUUGAUGUCGAGUCUAACGAGCUAACUGGUCCGAUUCCUUACUCUUUCGGAUGCCUAAACAAGAUGGAGCAGCUCAAUUUGGCUAGGAACAAGUUCUACGGUACCAUACCGGAGAUCCUCUGCGAGCUCUCAAGCCUCAAGAACCUUUCUCUCUCGUCCAAUUACUUUACGCAGGUCGGACCAAAAUGUCGAACACUCAUCAAGAAAAAGAUUCUAGACGUGGGUAUGAAUUGUAUUCUAGAUCUUGCGAAUCAAAGAACACCGUGGGAAUGCACCAAGUUUUUCUUGCGGAAACAGAAGUGUCCUAACUUCAAGACUUUCUUUUAUAUACCUUGUGGCAAAGAUCCUCACCGAAUUAAACCAGAUCAAGAAGGGUUAGACGGUCAGGCUUCCCCGCCGCUAUCUUACGGUGCUCUUAACCCGGACCGGAUUCGGAAUCUCUAGUCAAAACCAACUUGUUCUUUAAUAAUAAAACUCAUCGUUUGAUAUACAUAUCUGUAAGUGUGACUUAUUGAAUAAAUGUAAUAAUUAUGUUGUUGUCUGUA